AUGGCUGUCCCUGUCGAAAACCCUGACUAUGUCCCCGUGUCGGACUGGCCAACACUGGAAGACAUGGCGGCUGGAUUCGGCGAACACUUGAUGGCUGAGUCUGCAAAGCUUGGAGGCAAAUCGUUCACCCAUGUCUUCGACGUCGGUUCUCGGAUCUUGCAUCAGUUCGUCGAUGACCAUUCGAUACACUGGGAAGUGCUGGAGGGAGACCAACGCGGAGUCACUGGGAGCGCUGAAUACAAAGCAUACGAAGUACGGGAGAACAUUUUCUUCAUCGACUUUUACAACCCCGACCUCCUAGAGCAGAUCAGCAUCGUUCUGGAUGUCGCAACGGGCCAAGCAAUCACUUGCGUCUCUGGAUUCACCAACCGAGGGGAAGAGCGAAGAACAUGCACCAAGUUCUCGCACGCCACCGAGGACGAACGUGGCCCCGUCGCUACCUACCAACCCACUGACGAACUGGUCGGCAAACACAUCCUCUACCGCUACACUGCCCGCGAUGCCUACGAGCAUGUCUACCUGAACAAGGGCACCAUGAGCUGA
Colletotrichum gloeosporioides is the source of this 543-nucleotide messenger RNA. RefSeq lists its product as uncharacterized. The record is from RefSeq and is a predicted model, not a curated record. The transcript has a single exon. Bases 1 to 543 code for a protein of 180 amino acids. Lineage: Eukaryota; Fungi; Ascomycota; Sordariomycetes; Glomerellales; Glomerellaceae.